Messenger RNA from Drosophila melanogaster (fruit fly), 1167 nucleotides. RefSeq lists its product as uncharacterized. NCBI's taxonomy places the organism in Eukaryota, Metazoa, Arthropoda, Insecta, Diptera, Drosophilidae. Bases 22 to 1050 code for a protein of 342 amino acids. The record is from RefSeq and is marked reviewed. The transcript has a single exon.
AUACUAUAAAUAGCUUAUACAAUGGAUACCCACAUUGUUUGUGACCAAGUCUUUAUUGCGCAUGCUGAAGAUGAAUUGUUACUUAUUUACGACAAUGAAAUUAAUUUCGGGGAGGAUCCUGCCCCAAUCUAUGAUGACGUCUGGCAAAGCGAAGAGGACGUGACCCCAGAAGAGAUUCUAGCCGACGUCAAAGACUACGGAGCUUUAGAGGAAGUAAUGGACACUCCUAUAAUUUACGAAAUCUCGGAUAGCGAGAAUGAAAUGACUCCAGAAGAGAAUUUAAACGAGGUCGUAGACCACGAUUCGAGGAAAAAAAAUGUCACUUACGAUGUAGACGUUUCGGCCCUAAUCCAGAAUACCGAGCUCUUUCAACCAGAAAAACUUAUGGUCUACAUUCACGGUCCAAAUUUCACGUUUCCAGAUUCGGGAUUCUUUGCAGAGCAGGGAGAUAACUUGAAUGCAAACAAUGUAACCUACAAGACGAUCGCGUCUGAUACUAUUAGCCAUUCACCUGGAGAAGUGACCGAUGUGACAGGCGUAAUCUGUUAUCACAGCCAUGACUUCGUCUUCCAGGCAUACUCGCCGCCAUCGAUCCCCAGCUUGCAUGCCGACCAUUGUCCUCGUCACUUCAAAACCUCACGAAACGUCUUCUGGGCCGAAAUGGAGGAGGUGUCCUGCAUCCUGCUGCAUUCGGCGGCCGCCUAUUUAGAGGCCCCCGCUUAUGUGCACGACGACACGAUUGCUUUUGUUGCCAAGGGUCUCGCCUUGGCCAAGGAAUUCAUGACCGAUGGGGAAACUCCCCAGAGCAGACCGCAGAGCAUCGGUCGCCUGGUGGCCGCCAUUGUCAUGGACAGGAAGUCGGCCGUUGUAAUGGCAUAUGCCGUGAACCACUUCGUUCCUCAGACCAUGACCGAUGACAGCACAGGCGAGGUGUUAGGCAUAAUGCUCAAUAACGUCAUUCGCGGAUUUGCCAUCAACGACCACCUCCGUCGUAUCAUUAUCAAAAAGACCUGCCCCGUUCUUUCCGUGGUGAACCAAAUUCCAAACUAAUAGUUCCCCGGCAUCGCAUCGAAUCAAUUUCAUAUUUUCAUCAUAUCAUCAUGUGUGGCUAGUUUGAGCAUUUGGGAAGGUAACACAAGAAUAACCAGAAAACUGAAUAUAAGUGAU